This is a messenger RNA of Populus trichocarpa (black cottonwood), 1589 nucleotides long. Its product is annotated as UDP-glycosyltransferase 74B1. The coding region runs from base 158 to 1522 and encodes 454 amino acids. The transcript has 2 exons. The record is from RefSeq and is a predicted model, not a curated record. Gene Ontology annotation, molecular function: UDP-glycosyltransferase activity. Lineage: Eukaryota; Viridiplantae; Streptophyta; Magnoliopsida; Malpighiales; Salicaceae.
UCUUCUUCUUUCAAAAUGUCAACAUGGCUCCACUUUUCAACAUGGAACCGCCAUUUUCCACUGUCGAACAGUAAAUCACACCCCAAGAAAGGCCUAUAAAUAGCCACUAAGUAUAACCUAGCAGAAGCAGCAGCAGCACCAAAAACAAAUUAAGGUGAUGGACAAUAAAAAAAGUCAUGUCAUUGUUCUUACUUAUCCAGCUCAAGGCCACAUCAACCCCCUCCUUCAGUUUGCUAAGCGCUUGGCUUCCAAAGGGCUCAAGGCCACUCUUGCCACCACUUAUUACACUGUCAACUCAAUAGAUGCACCCACAGUAGGCGUUGAACCCAUCUCUGAUGGCUUUGAUGAAGGUGGCUUCAAGCAAGCAUCAAGUUUGGAUGUCUACUUAGAGUCAUUCAAAACUGUUGGUUCACGAACUUUGACUGAACUCGUAUUUAAGUUCAAAGCCUCAGGUUCACCUGUUAACUGUGUUGUGUAUGAUUCCAUGCUGCCUUGGGCUCUUGAUGUGGCUAGAGACUUAGGCAUAUAUGCUGCCGCGUUCAUGACCACCUCAGCUUCUGUCUGCUCCAUGUAUUGGCGAAUUGAUCUUGGCCUCUUGAGUUUGCCUUUGAAGCAACAAACAGCGACCGUGUCCCUGCCUGGCCUUCCUCCGCUAGGCUGCUGCGAUUUGCCAAGCUUUCUGGCAGAACCAACAAGUCAGACUGCUUAUUUGGAAGUAAUCAUGGAGAAAUUUCACAGUUUAAAUGAAGAUGACUGGGUGUUCUGCAAUUCCUUUGAAGAUCUGGAGAUUGAGUUAGUAAAGGCCAUGCGAGGAAAGUGGCCACUGGUGAUGGUCGGUCCGAUGGUGCCAUCUGCCUACCUUGACCAACAAAUUGAUGGGGAUAGAGCUUAUGGGGCUAGUCUUUGGAAGCCAACAAGCAGUCAGUGUUUCACAUGGCUGGACACAAAACCACCAAGGUCAGUGAUAUAUGUGUCUUUCGGAAGCAUGGGAAACAUUUCAGCUGAACAGGUUGAAGAAAUCGCAUGGGGUUUGAAAGCAAGCAACAGGCCCUUCCUAUGGGUCAUGAAGGAAUCAGAAAAAAAGUUGCCAACUGGGUUUCUAAACUCGGUAGGUGAGACAGGUAUGGUUGUAUCAUGGUGCAAUCAACUGGAGGUGCUAGCUCACCAAGCUAUCGGUUGCUUUGUUACUCAUUGUGGAUGGAAUUCAACGUUAGAGGGGUUAGGCCUAGGUGUGCCAAUGGUAUGCGUGACAGAGAGGAGUGACCAGCCAAUGAAUGCCAAGUUUGUGGAGGAUGUAUGGAAGGUGGGAGUGAGAGCUAAGAAAGAUGAAGUGGGUAUCGUAACAAGAGAGGAGCUUGAGAAGUGCAUAAGAGGAGUCAUGGACGGAGAGAAUGGUGAAGAAAUUAAGAGGAAUGCUAACAAAUGGAGAGAGCUUGCAAGGAGCGCUGUUAGUGUAGGUGGGAGUUCUGAUAUGAAUAUCAAUGAAUUUGUAGUGAAGUUACUGGAAGGGAAGAAAGGAUAACUACUGGAAAAAAGCAUAGCUAUUGGUAUUGCUUGGUGAAUCAAAUAAAAUUCACUUGUUUGGCUGA